Penicillium olsonii is the source of this 918-nucleotide messenger RNA. The record is from the annotation of a GenBank genome assembly. NCBI's taxonomy places the organism in Eukaryota, Fungi, Ascomycota, Eurotiomycetes, Eurotiales, Aspergillaceae.
AUGGCAAUGGACGCCAAAGAAAUCGAGGCCAAGGCCAAGGCCCUGGGCAAGGCCGCGACAUCUAACGAGUCCUCAGUUGUGAUUCUAGGUCUUCUGAAGGAUAUUCAGACAGGAGUCCGAGCCACGGAAGAUCUGCUGCGCCAAACGCGCAUUGGUAUCAUCGUGAACAAAUUCAAGCAAAGCAAGACCCCCGAAGUUGCGCGCCUCUCCAGCGAGAUCGUCUCCAAGUGGCGAACAGAGGUCAACAAGCAAAAGCAAGGUGGCGGAACAGCCGCCGCCCGCGGAUCGAGCUCCCCGCGACCUGCGCAAAACGGCACAGCAGCAUCAACCCCCGCAAGCACCACUCCCACGGACAAGGCUUCAAAGCUGUCCGUACAUCCCGACAAGCGCACCUGGAAGGCAGACGGGGUGGAAGUGAACCAUACCGGAAGCAAAGUGCGCGAUAGCUGCACAGGACUCAUGUACGAUGGACUCUGUCUCGGAUCAACCGAGUCUCCCAAAAUCAUUGUCGCUCGCGCCAUUGCCGUUGAGACCGCGGCCUUCAAGCACCUGGGACCAGAAUCGAAGGAAGAAUACCGCACAAAGAUCCGCAGUCUCUUCCAGAACCUCAAGAACAAGUCCAACCCCAAGUUGCGUGUGCGCGUUCUCGAGGGUGAGAUCACCCCCGAUGAGUUUGUGCGCAUGUCACACGAUGAGCUCCGCUCCGUCGAGCAGCGGGAAGCAGAUGCCAAGAUCCAAAAGGAGAACAUGGACAAGGCCAUGGUUGCCAAGGCUGAGCGCAGUAUCAGUAAAACCUUGCAGUGUGGCAAGUGUGGCAAGCGCGAGGUCACCUACACAGAAGCCCAGACCCGUGCUGCUGAUGAACCGAUGACUCUCUUCUGUACUUGCACUAACUGUGGCAAGUCCUGGCGACAGUGA